Messenger RNA from Adineta steineri, 408 nucleotides. NCBI's taxonomy places the organism in Eukaryota, Metazoa, Rotifera, Eurotatoria, Adinetida, Adinetidae. The record is from the annotation of a GenBank genome assembly.
AUGUCUGUUCUUGAAGCAGCUACUCAAUUAUCUUUUUGGGGACCAGUUGUGUUCUUUUGUAUUGGAGUUCCAGCAGCAUUAUUCAAUGUGAUUAUUUUUCUCGGAUUCAAAACAUUUCGAAAAUCUCCCAGUGUUUAUUAUGUUGUCGGUCAAUCAUUAUUCGAUGUAAGUGUUUUACUACUUGUUCUUCUUCCAGUCAUACCAUCAGUAUCUUUAUCUGUCUCUUCAACAUCUUGUAAAUUGGGGCUCUUCUUUGGUCAAGUAACAGUAUCUGGUGCAAUGAGUUUUCUUUGCUUGACUGCAUUUGAUCGUUGGGCAUGUACAUCUAGAUCAGCUAGAAUACGUCGAUUAAAUUCAAAUCGUAUUGCACGUUAUCUUGUUUUAUUCACAUUUCUUUUUUGGUCAUAG